GUCCGUUUCUCCAAGAGCCACCGGGCUGGUGGAGGCCUCUCCGGGCCCUGCCUUGGGGUCUGCAGCGGGGAUGGGAUGGAGGCAGCACGGGGCAGGGGCAGACACGCACGAGGAGCGGCGCGGGCCAGGAUGCUGCCGGACGCCGCGGUGCUGCUGCUGCUGCUGGUGGUGGUCGGCCUUCGCUCGGCGGCUGGAGGAGGAGCGGCGGGCUACGCACAAGUGAAGUACAUGCAGCCCAUGGUGAAGGGGCCCCUGGGACCCCCCUUUCGGGAAGGCAAAGGGCAGUACCUCGACAUGCCGCCGCUGCUGCCGAUGGACCUCAAAGGGGAGCCAGGACCUCCAGGGAAGCCCGGACCCCGCGGCCCCCCCGGCCCCCCUGGCUACCCAGGAAAGCCAGGCACGGGGAAGCCGGGCAUGCAUGGCCAGCCCGGACCUGCUGGGCCCCCCGGCUUCUCAGGCAUUGGGAAACCUGGCAUCCCAGGACUGCCUGGAAAGGCGGGGAUGAAGGGGAUGCCUGGAGCCAAGGGUGAACCCGGCAUACGAGGAGAGCAAGGACCCAGAGGACUGCCCGGCCCCCCAGGGCUACCGGGGCCAGCCGGCAUCUCAGUCAAUGGGAAACCAGGCCCCCAGGGUGGCCCAGGGCUGCCAGGGUUUCGGGGUGAGCCUGGCCCAAAAGGGGAGCCUGGUCCCCGCGGAGAGCGAGGGAUGAAGGGUGAAAAUGGAGUGGGGAAGCCAGGGCUACCGGGACCACGGGGGAAUGGGGGCCCUCCUGGCCCUGCAGGGCCCCCAGGGCCUGUCGGCGUUGGAAAACCCGGCCUCGAUGGCCUGCCGGGUGCGCCGGGGGAGAAGGGCGACAUGGGGCCCCCAGGUGGGCCGGGGGUCAGCGGGGAGCCCGGCCCCGUGGGGCCGCGGGGGCCUCCUGGCAUCGAUGGGAUCGGCAUCCCGGGGGCAGCGGGGGUGCCCGGCAUCCAGGGCCCUAUGGGACCGAAGGGAGAACCGGGCAUCCGCGGCCUCCCCGGUUUGCCAGGCCCAACGGGCUAUGGGAAGCCAGGCUUGCCUGGCCUCAAGGGAGAUCGUGGCCAGCCUGGGGUGCCAGGAGCCAUCGGUGAUAAGGGGGAACCCGGUGUCGAUGGCGAGCCGGGUGAGCCGGGCCCUGCGGGUGUCAUCGGGCCACCAGGGCCACCGGGGUCCAUGGGCCUGCCAGGCAAGCACGGGCUGCCUGGCUCCAAGGGCGAUGUGGGGCCCAGCGGGCCCCCGGGAAUGCCAGGAUGCGCGGCUGACCAGGGCCCGAAUGGCUUCGCAGGGAAGCCGGGAGUGCCGGGAGAAAGGGGUCUGCCCGGCUCACAGGGUCCCCCUGGCCCAACGGGCCCAAAAGGAGAACCGGGGUUCAUCGGUCUCCCAGGGGUGCCGGGAUUAACGGGCGCCCUGGGCCAAAAGGGGACUGGUGGGAUCCCUGGGCAGCCGGGGCUGCGGGGCCCCUCCGGCAUCCCAGGCUUGCAGGGACCCGCGGGUCCCAUGGGGCCCCAAGGGUUGCCAGGGCUCAAAGGGGAGCCUGGGCUCCCUGGGGCUCCUGGCGAGGGGAAAACGGGCGAACCCGGCAUGGCCGGCCCCAUCGGCCCUCCAGGAAUGCCAGGAACGCCAGGGCUGAAUGGGCCGCCGGGCCCACCGGGGCCACCUGGGCCGCCGGGAGCACCGGGGGUGUUUGACGAGACCGGCAUCGCGGGGCUGCACCUGCCCGACGGAGGCGUGGAGGGCGCCGUGCUGGGGAACGGCAAGCCGGGGAAGCCGCAGUACGGCCGAGGAGAGCUCUCCGCCCGCAUCGCGCCCGCCUUCACCGCCAUCCUCACCUCUCCCUUCCCGGCGUCCGGCAUGCCGGUCAAAUUCGACCGGACUUUGUACAACGGGCACAACGGCUACAACCCGGUCACCGGGAUAUUCACCUGCCCCGUAUCCGGCAUUUAUUACUUUGCCUACCACGUGCAUGUCAAAGGGACUAACGUUUGGGUGGCGCUUUAUAAGAACAACGUGCCUGCCACCUACACCUACGACGAGUACAAAAAAGGCUACCUGGACCAAGCCUCGGGCAGUGCCGUGCUUGAACUCAAGGAGAACGACCAAGUCUGGGUACAAAUGCCCUCGGACCAGGCCAACGGGUUGUACUCCACAGAAUACAUCCACUCCUCCUUCUCCGGGUUCCUGCUUUGCCCCACAUAACGGCUGUAGGGCGUGUUUCCUUUUCACCCACUUUAGCCAUAAACUGUCUUUUUUUUUUUUUUUUGAUAAAAAAAAAGAAUUAAAAUUAAUACAAAAAAGAAAAAUCACUGGGAAGAACGCGCAAGCCGUUGUCGCGGGACCUUGCUUCACGCUGUUUGAUCCAUGAGUCAAGAGGGUAAUCAGAAAGGAGACGACUUUUCUUUCUUUCUUUCUUUUUUUUAGGGGGAUAGAGAAGGGAGGGAGGGAGCAACUUCCUCGGUAAAGUGUAUUUGGAAUAAAUUUUACCCUAGUGACUGCACAUCAAACACAGGAACUCGCUUGGGAUGGCAAGGAUCUGGCUGUGCAGAACAUCGCUCUGCGGCCCAGGGAGGGGAGUCUGGAAGACCAGACCCCCCUGGCCUGUAAUCAAGUGCCCUCGCUUCCUAUUCGGAGCACUAGUCAAAUAAAUACAGCUGUUGUAAUGGAUGGUGUAUUUGCUAGUCAACACAGAGGUCCUAGGCACUUAAGACAAAUGCAUACAGCACCGGAGAUCCUUGAUGGAUUGAGAAAUUUCCUUCCCAACCCAUCAAGUGCCCACGUUUCGGGCUCCCUGAUGCUUAUUUGUUUAGACUGUGCUUUGAGGGGGCCUGUCUUACUCCAGAUUCAGUGUGGUUGGAUUUAUAAACAGAGAAAGUGGAACACUUUGCAUAAGCACCUUCUUAUAGUAAGUAAAUAUUAUUUUUUAGCCUUCCCCCCCACCCCACCCCCAAUCAUCUUUAGGAAUAAAACCAUCCAGGCACUGCUUUUUGGGAGGACGACAGCCAGCCUGGUCCAGAGCCGAUCAGGGAAGCUGGGACCCCUGUGAUGGACGAACAACGAUCCUCCCUCUUGUGUUAAUUCAUCUCCUGGGCUUGCCCUGUCCCGUACAUUUCUUUGCAGUCCAAAGACUUGACCUCACGAGCGUGUCAUUCUCUGACGACGCGGGGAUGGCACAAAAAGCCUGGCUUACAGUGCUGCUGGCCUGGUGUGACGGAAGGUUUAGUUCUGCUUUCUUCCAAGUGCCUCUUACGGACAACCUGCUUUCACUGCCUCACUACUCCAGGAUGUGUAAGCUUUCACAUUGGUAUUUUCCCCCUUCUCCGGGGACCUUUUUAUUAAGAACCAGUGAUAACUCUUUAACUUCCCAUUCAGUCGUUUUACAACGGUGCUAUUACCUACUUAACCAUGUUAUUUACAAGUCUAGUGCAAUAUGUGUCUGUAAAAGCGCGCCGUUCCGGGUGCCAAUCUAUGACAGGUUAAAAAAAAAAUCACAUUUGUCUGUUGUUACCACUUUUUGUCUCUCCAAUGCUUGAAACGUCAUCGACCUAAAUAUGAGCUACAAGGAUUUGGGGAAGGAACGCGCGGAUUCUGACCACUUGGCUGCUCUGUCCUUUGCUAAAGGGAGUGAUUGAGCUCUGCUGCUUCGCGGAUUUUCUCAUGGUAGGAUAGUGAUUGCCAGCCGCACUUAGAGUGAAGCAAUUCUUCUCAUCCCAGGCAAGUAGCACGCUGCUGAAGUUACCCCAUGAGUUAUACUGCGUGUCCCCCUACCGGGGCACAUCCCUGAGAAAAUGGCAACGAUUUGGUCACCAGCUGAGCAACUCUUACCCUCACAUUUUCCUAAAGCCUACUCCAUGGCCAAAGAGAAGAGAUGUAGCAGGAAUGGGACUUGGGAUUGUUCUCCAGAUUGACUGGACAAGAUAUUUAAACAACUUUUUCUGUUAUUUUUUUUUUCCUUUGGUUGUUUUUUUGUUUUGUUUUUCUGUAAGCCUGUCCCGUCUUUCUGUCUCUUGCCAUCCAGGGCUUCCAUUUAGAAACACCCCUAUCCCUGAAAUUAAGAAACACAAAAGCCUAAAAUUGAAAGGCCAGCACUUGAGCUCCUGCCCUUCUGGGGCUGGCAUCCCUCCACCAGGAUGAUUUGACUCCACAGAAAGCUGCAAGUUGUGACGUGAGGAAGUUCUCUAAAGUUGAAACGCAGCCUGGGCGCUUCUGAUCCCACUGGACGUUUUUAAUUCCUGAGAGCAGGGAGGUGCCAGGGCCACUUGGGUCCCGAUCCCAGCUGAAGCAGGAGCCAUACAGACAAGCAACCCUAAAAUUAAAAGUGGAAGCUCGCUUUCUUCGAGCCCAGCCUUGGGAGGAGGGCUCUGGGACGAAGCCUGCGUCUCCUUUAUCGAAUUUUCUGUCCUGUGGAGAACAGCAACAGACUGGAGCUGGCAGCACGGGACCCCCACUGGGGUCUCGCUCCCUCCGCCAGGCAGCUCUGCAGCGGCGGGGCGGCGACGUGCACACUACCUGCAGGAGGGUCCGCAGCUUCCACGUGCUCCCAGGGUGGAAGCAUAGUCCUUUUCUUCAACAACACCAUUUAUUUAUACUGUGCUCUAACCUACGUUCGAUCUCGUUUUGUUCUGUGUUGUUUUAUUCCAAUCUUCUCGUUCUAGCUGGCAAAAAAAAAGCGGCGACAAAAAUACUCGCUGUAACCAAACCGAGUCAGUAACUCGUUCAGUGCUGUAGAUAUUGUUUUGCAUUUCCACUUUCCCUUCACGUGCAGAGCAUAAACCAUAAUCAACCUUUUGCAGCUGUAUAACCUGUUACAUUUACACAGUAAUUGAAAGGCAGAGAGAUUACAUGCACAUAGGCUAGGAAAAACGAUGCACGGGACGAGGGAGGCUGUUCACUAAACCAGAUAUCGUCAGGAAGAUUUUUUUUUCUGGAGUACUGAGUACGUGAUAUUCGCCAGCAGAAGGAAUUAUUUUCUGUCGUGUGUGUGAGCGCAUGGGAUUUUGGUUUCAAUCACAGUAAUAAAAAAAAAAGGUUGGGUUGGAUGAAGUAUGUCUAUUUUUAAUUAUGAAAACUGCAUUACAACAUGCAUUUUUAUAUACAAAUUCUUACUAUUUUUUUUAAAUUUGCCUCUAGUAUCUUCAUUUCUAACCUAGUAUAUAGAGGUUUUUAGUUUUGUAAAUACUUAUUACAUGCACUGUCUGUCAUAGUAAAAGUUGGUUUAAAAUGCACUCUUUUUGUGAUCAGAAACUGGCCUUGUCUUCAGAACUAAAACUACAGUACUUGAUUGUAUUGACAAACCAUCAAUAAAACUUAUUGUAUAAAAGG
This is a messenger RNA of Anas platyrhynchos (mallard), 5334 nucleotides long. It is a transcript of the gene COL8A2, whose product is annotated as collagen type VIII alpha 2 chain. Gene Ontology annotation, molecular function: protein binding. Lineage: Eukaryota; Metazoa; Chordata; Aves; Anseriformes; Anatidae. The record is from RefSeq and is a predicted model, not a curated record.